This is a messenger RNA of Phalaenopsis equestris, 668 nucleotides long. RefSeq names its product nuclear transport factor 2-like. NCBI's taxonomy places the organism in Eukaryota, Viridiplantae, Streptophyta, Magnoliopsida, Asparagales, Orchidaceae. Bases 93 to 464 code for a protein of 123 amino acids. Gene Ontology annotation, biological process: nucleocytoplasmic transport. Gene Ontology annotation, cellular component: nuclear pore central transport channel. The transcript has 2 exons. The record is from RefSeq and is a predicted model, not a curated record.
UACUAAUGCACCAGGGUGGAUGAUCUAGGGAGCCGGUGCGACGACUCGGAAGGUCUAGGGUUUCGGCUGUCUCCUUGACAUCGGCGGCAACGAUGGAUGCAGACGCGGUGGCCCGAGCCUUCGUGGAGCACUACUAUCGCACCUUCGACACGAACCGCGCUGGUCUUGCGGGUCUUUAUCAGGACAACUCGAUGCUUUCGUUUGAGGGUGCGAAAACGCAGGGCGCAGCUGCCAUCACCGCCAAGCUCACCGGACUCCCUUUCCAGCAGUGCCAGCAUAACAUUUCCACCAUCGAUUGCCAGCCGUCCGGCCCUGCAGGUGGCGUGCUCGUCUUCGUUAGCGGUUCUCUGCAGCUGCUCGGCGAGCAGCACGCGCUUAAGUUCAGCCAGAUGUUCCAUUUGAUCCCAACACCGCAGGGUAGCUUCUAUGUGCUGAAUGAUAUUUUCAGGCUUAACUAUGCAUGAGAUCCCCACAGAAGCUCAAAUUUGGUUUUUUUUUUUUUCCCUGUUUGGAGUACUUGAAAGAAACUAAAUUCUCUCAUGCUUCCAUGUUUUCAUCAAUCAUGAUGAGUUUUUAUUUAUUUUGCACUUCUGGUGGUGUGCUUAGCAUUUCUCUAUAUUGUAUGAUUAAACUUAUAAGAUCUUUAUCGGUCUUUUGCGUUGCUUUGA